Molecule: messenger RNA, 1413 nt
Organism: Rotaria socialis
Lineage: Eukaryota; Metazoa; Rotifera; Eurotatoria; Philodinida; Philodinidae
Source: the annotation of a GenBank genome assembly
AUGAAUAUGGGCUUUUUCAUUCGGGAUCUUCAUCGACAGAUCGAACGUCUUUAUCAAGAACAGUUUGGGCAGUAUCAUGGACAAUCAUUGCUUCUCUAUCGUGGACAAGGGCUUUCCUAUCGUGAUUUCGAAAAACUUAAAAAAGCUGAGGGUGGUCUUUUAUCAUUUAACUGUUUUCUCUCUACCAGCAAACAAAGAGGAGCUUCUUUUAUGUUCGCUGAAACUAUUAUACAAAACGAUGAGAACGUCGGUAUUCUCUUCGUCAUGACGAUUGAUCCUAGUGUAACCUCAACACCAUUCGCUGAUAUUUCAAAUGAAAGUUAUUUCGAAGAGGAAGCUGAAAUUCUCUUUUCAAUGCACACAGUAUUCCGCAUAGGAGAUAUCAAGAAGCUUGAUAACAAUGAAAGACUCUUUGAAGUAUGUCUGAAAUUAACAUCGGAUGAUGAUAAAGAAUUGAAGGUCAUCACUGAUCUAUUCGAGGAAAAUCUGAAAGGUGGCACAGGAUGGGAACGACUAGGAAACCUAUUAUUCAAAGUGGGAAAAUUUGAUAAAGCAGAAGAACUCUAUCAUACUUUGGUACAACAAGCAACAACACAAAAUGAUGCAGCAUUCUAUUAUGAUCAUUUAGGAGCCAUGCAAACCUAUAAAAAUAAUUACUUGGAGGCUAUUAGAAAUUUUGAAAAGUCACUUUCGAUCCGAGAGAGUAUUUCAACUGAAAAUAAUUCCGAUCUGGCUGUCACCUACAACAACAUGGGCUCGACAUAUGAAAAAAUGAAAGAUUAUUCGAAUGCAUUGCUAUUCCAUCAAAAAGCAUUAUCCAUCUGGGAGAUGCUUCUUCCUGAACAUCAAAUAGACUUAACGGCUUCUUACAAUAACAUAGGUUCUGUGUAUCAUGGAAUGAAAGAGUACCCAAAAGCACUACAAUUCUAUGAGAAAGCACUCUCUGUUGGAGAGAAAAAUCUUCCUAAAAACCAUCCGGACUUGGCUGUCACUUACAAUAAUAUCGGCUGUACGUUGGAAAAAAUGAGAGAUUAUUCAAAAGCGCAGUCCUUCUACGAAAAAGCACUUUCAAUAUGGGAGAAGACUCUUCCCAAAAAUCACCCUGAUCUCGCUACAUUACGCGCUAAUCUUGCUAGUGUUCAUGAAGCGUUGGGAAACUUUUUAGAAGCAUUCGCAUUUGCUGAAAAUGCUAUCUCCACCGAGGAGAAAAAUAUUCCUAGAAAUCCUCCUGACUAUUCUACCACCUACAAUCACACUGGAGAGUACUCACAAGCACUGUCUUCCAUGCGGACACUUCUGCAGGCCCAACAGCAGUCCCUUUCUGCCAACCAUCCUGAUCAACAACAGAUACGUGAAUGCAUGGAAAUUAUGAAGUUACUGGAAUUCGAUGAAUGCGAAGAAAAGCAGAAAUGA